Molecule: messenger RNA, 2878 nt
Organism: Elaeis guineensis (African oil palm)
Lineage: Eukaryota; Viridiplantae; Streptophyta; Magnoliopsida; Arecales; Arecaceae
Source: RefSeq, a predicted model, not a curated record
AUUCUUAACGGCAUCUCCUUAUGGCAUCAUUUAACAUAGAUCUAAACGAGUUCAUAUUUAGGAUAUGGAAUGCCAGUUCACAGCGUCUUGGAUAUUUUUCAAACCCUGAAAAGAAAAUCAGGCUUCUGACCGAGGCCAUGCGGCAACUGGAGGCCAUCCGGCAGGAUGUGAACAGCCGUGUGUCCUCUCGCGAGUUACGGGGAGAAAUAUGCCUGGAACAGGUGAGGCGGUUGCUUGACAGCGUAUCAUCCAUCGAGGCAGCAGUGACAAAAAUAGUAGUAGACUACGAACAGAGCAGAUGUCUUGGUGGAUACUCCAUCAAUUUUUGGUGCGUCAACCGGAGGGCUACCCAGAAGCUGGCAAGGGUGGUGGCCCUAAGAGAACAAAUAAACAACCUUGAGGUUCUUACUGCAAGAUUGCCUCCGCCUCUGGUCGAGGAGAUGCCUUAUGCGUCGACGUUUGUACCAAUGGAGUCAAAUCUGGACAAAGUUCUCAGAUUUCUCAACGAUGACCAGGUGGGCAUCAUUGGGAUAUGGGGCAUGGGCGGGGUGGGCAAGACCUCCCUCCUAGAGCGCAUCAAAAUGAAGUUUCUCCCCCUCCAAGAAGGUGUCAGGAACAAUUCGGUGCUCAGCGGCCAACGAAGUCCUGCGUUCGAUGAUGUGAUCUGGGCAACAGUCUCCAAACAGUAUACCGUGAACAAGCUUCAAAAGAUAAUAGCCGACAGUUUGGGGAUGCCUUCGCCGGAUAAUCAACACGAUGAAGCCACUGAACGCGAACAAGCCACUGCAAUCUUCAACCACCUCAAGUUUAGGAACUUCUUGUUGCUGCUGGACGACCUAUGGCACAAGGUGGAUUUGGAGGCCGUUGGGGUUCCUAUUCCUUCCAAAAGACCCACCGGCCUGCACAAGCAUAAGGUGGUGUUUACCACACGGAUGGAGCAGGUGUGUCGCUCCAUGGGAACCCACAAGAUGAUCAAGAUAAGCUGCUUGGCGGUAGAGGACGCGUGGAAGUUGUUCCGCGAGAUGGUCGGUCAAGACACUCUUGAGUGUGAUCCAAGGAUACCAAGGCUCGCAAAGCAGGUGGUCCAGGAGUGCCAUGGAUUGCCUUUGUCUCUCACGGUCGUCGGGAAGGCUAUGUCAACAAGGAAGAGUCCCAAAGAGUGGCAAUAUGCCAUCGCACUACUGCGGAGGUCAAAGCUUCCUGAGAUCCUAGAGAAGGACGUGGACAUUUUUCCCGGACUGAAGCUUAGCUAUGAUUAUUUGCCAGAUGAUGCAAUAAGGAAGUGCUUCUUGCUGUGCGCGUUGUGGCCGGAAGAUUUUUCUAUAAGCAAAAUUGAUCUCAUCGAGUGCUGGAUGGGCCAUGGGCUGAUCGAUGUUGGCGUCUUCAACGACAUCAACGAGGCCUACGACAGCGGGCAUGCCAUCAUUGGACAACUAAAAUCCGCUUGUUUGCUAGAGCCUGUGGACGACGAAGACGAUCAGGUGAAAAUGCAUGCUAUUAUCGGAGACAUGGCACGGUGGAUAGCCUCCGACGGAGACGAAAAUAAUCAGAAGUUGAUUGUGCAAAGUGAUGCCACAUUCUGCAGAAGCCCAGCAGACUUGAAUGUCUGGGCAACGGCGAAGCAGGUCUCUUUAAUCGGAAGUGAGAUCCGAGAAUUCCCUGGCGCUCCUCCAGAGUGUCCCAAGCUGGUAACCCUGAUGCUCCAACAAAACAGGUCUUUGUGCUUUAUACCUAGUAAUUUCUUUGUUUCCUUUCCUGCCUUAACUUAUUUGGAUCUAUCUGGAACCCGAAUCAGUGAGCUCCCAUCGGAGAUUAGCGAAGCAAAAAAUCUUCAAUAUCUCAAUUUGUCAUUCACUGAUAUCACAAGUCUGCCCGAGAGCUUAACAUAUCUCACAAAAUUGAAAUUCCUUCUUCUGAGAGACCUGUGGAAUCUCAAAGAGAUACCACAGGGCGUGAUAUCCAACCUAUUGAUGCUAGAGGUGCUCGACCUAAACGACACUCGGUAUGAGGAUUGGGUAGAAUUUGAGACCCGGACUCGAGGCUUGAAAGCUCUUGGAAUCGCCGUGGAAACAGUUGAGGCUAUCGAACGGCUCUCCCAACUGCACAAUGUGAUGAUGUGGCGCCUCCGCAUACGAAAGCUGCUCGACCUGCGGCAGCCUCACCAGUUAUUGCUAUCUAAUUUCCUUGGUAGCCACAACAUGUCGUCAAGCCUUCAGCGACUGGGUAUUGAAUACUGUGAGACCGUGGAGGAGCUGAUAAUGGAGAAGGGGGGUGAGACUGCAGGGCAUGGUGGUGACAUUGUCAAUCGGAACUGGUGUCAUCCGAAGCUAGAGAUUUUGCAGCUAGUGGGACUCAAAGAAUUAAAGAACAUCAGUUGGAGGGGGGUGCAACCUUCGACUUAUUUUCCAACACUUACCAUCCUGAGAGUAUGCGGCUGCGACAAGCUGAAGAAUGUCACAUGGGUUCUCAAGCUCGAGUACCUAGAGGAGCUUGAGUUGGACGGUUGCAAGGAGAUGGAGCGAUUGAUCGAUGAUGCGGAUGAGGCAGAUGCUGCGACCGAUCUGGCCUUUCUGAGCCUCAAGAGGAUAUACUUGGUUAGACUGCCAAAUUUGACCGCCAUCUGUCGCAGCCAGUCCACCUUCCCUUCGUUGAAACUUCUUUAUGUGAGUAACUGUCCAGCUCUCAGGAGCCUACCUUUCAACUCGGAGACGCCCAAAAACAAAUUAAGAAUAUGGGGUGACCCGGACUGGUGGGGUAGGUUAGAGUGGAACGACGGCGACCUUCAAUCUUCCCUCCGACCCUGUUUCCGAGGAUGAACGCGGAGUUAGGCAAAAACUUGCGGUAAUCUAACCCAAGUUGUUGUGUCGUUGCAGUCCGU